Messenger RNA from Vanrija pseudolonga, 832 nucleotides. It is a transcript of the gene rangrf, whose product is annotated as Ran guanine nucleotide release factor. The record is from RefSeq and is a predicted model, not a curated record. Gene Ontology annotation, cellular component: nucleus. Gene Ontology annotation, molecular function: small GTPase binding; guanyl-nucleotide exchange factor activity. NCBI's taxonomy places the organism in Eukaryota, Fungi, Basidiomycota, Tremellomycetes, Trichosporonales, Trichosporonaceae. The coding region runs from base 25 to 660 and encodes 211 amino acids. Gene Ontology annotation, biological process: protein import into nucleus. The transcript is spliced from 3 exons.
CACCGCAACACGACAAAAGCAACCAUGACCGCGCAACAGAUCGCCCCGCGCCCCCUCUUCGGCGGCGCGAUCGCCUUUGCCGUCCCGACGAGCUACCACGACGCGAGCGACAUGCGCCAAGUCCCCGACACGCAGGAAGUCUUCCUCUCGCACGAGUCGGACACGAGCGUCAUUGUUGAGAUCCUGCAGUCGCCUACUGAGGGGGACGCGGGGCGGGAUUUGUACGCUGCUGCCAAGUUUCACUUCGACUCCAUAGCGCACGACAAUGCCGCGCUCUCCUCGUCGAUCCUCACCCCCGCGCCCGCAACCGCCACCCCACCGCAAGUCCUCACCGCCGCCUCGGCCGAGCAGCUCCCGACCCCAACCCCAGUCAUCAUCACGGGCCUGCAGACGAUCCACAAGUUCUCGCACGACCCCACGGGUGCGCCGCGACCAGGCCACGAGGGCGACACGCCGGACCGCGUGUGGAUCGGCGUCGCGCUCUGGCGCUGCUGGGCCGACGUGGGCGGCAGCAAGAAGCGCGCCGACGUCGUGGGCAGCGUUAAUGUCAACCUCAGCGCCGAGGGGGGCGAGGCCGAGCAGAAGCGCGUGGAGGCUUGGUGGCGCGAGAACGUCGCUGGGCUUCGUGUCCUCGACUGGGGACUCAUUGGAGACGAGUAGAGAGGGAGGGGAAAACAUCGAAACGAAAACAAAACACCAAAAACGAGGACCGAACACCAAGACGAGGGCCGGGCCUCGGCCACAUCAGACGGCUGGUAACAACACCAUGCCACCUGCCACCUGCCACCUACCAUAGCACUACGUAGACACAACAUGCAACACAACUGCCACC